Molecule: messenger RNA, 2395 nt
Organism: Sus scrofa (pig)
Lineage: Eukaryota; Metazoa; Chordata; Mammalia; Artiodactyla; Suidae
Gene: TSLIG1
Product: zinc finger and BTB domain containing 8 opposite strand
Biological process (GO): tRNA splicing, via endonucleolytic cleavage and ligation
Cellular component (GO): tRNA-splicing ligase complex
Source: RefSeq, a predicted model, not a curated record
AGCCAUUUUCGUGAAGGGUGUUAAGCUAGCGACCCCUUCAAAGUAGUACUUUAGAUGGGAAAAUGUAGGAUGCUUCCGGGUCUAGUUAUCUAUUGUGGGGCUAGGCGGCAAGAAAAGGCCUCUAUCAUUCAGAUCGAAAGGUGUCUAAUUCGUGUCCCUUAUUCCACGUCCUCCAAAUUAUUUGUUUCCUUAGUCGUAGGAAGAACUAUUAAGCAAGAGCAGAAAGUGGGUCCUUCGACUUUUAAUGAUGUGCUCCAAACCCUGGGACACAGAACGGAAGUCUAGAAGGAUUAAGUACCUCCCAGGGAAUGGAGCCCUGGUCCUUUAAGGGUGUGCCAAGGGGCGGAGUCUAGAGCGGAAGUUAUAAGUCAGGGCCGAAGUCCAGCUGAAGAAGGGCGGAAGCUGAGUUUGGGUCCAAAAGCACAAUCAUGGCGCUGGAAGGGGAAGAUUUUAGAGAUUACAAUUUGACUGAGGAGCAGAAGGCGAUCAAGGCCAAGUAUCCUCCAGUCAAUCGGAAGUACGAGUAUUUGGAUCAUACAGCGGAUGUUCAGUUACAUGCCUGGGGAGAUACUCUGGAGGAAGCAUUUGAGCAAUGUGCAAUGGCCAUGUUUGGUUACAUGACAGAUACUGGAACGGUGGAGCCCCUCCAAACAAUGGAAGUAGAAACCCAAGGAGAUGACUUACAGUCUCUUCUGUUUCACUUUUUGGAUGAAUGGCUUUAUAAAUUCAGUGCUGAUGAAUUCUUCAUACCACGGGAAGUGAAAGUACUUAAUAUUGAUCAAAGAAAUUUCAAAUUACGGUCAAUUGGGUGGGGAGAAGAAUUCUCAUUGUCCAAGCACCCUCAGGGAACUGAAGUCAAAGCAAUAACAUAUUCAGCAAUGCAGGUUUAUAAUGAAGAGAAGCCAGAAGUUUUUGUGAUCAUUGACAUUUAAGAUAAAAAAGAAGAGACUCCUCUGAAGAAUUUUUUUCCUCUUCCUUUUGAGAAGAAACCAUGAUAUAAAUUCUACAGUAUCUGUUAAGAUACAUAGUUAUACAGAACAGAAAUUUUUUUUUUUCUGUCUUUUUGCCAUUUCUUGGGCCACUCUCAUGGCACAUGGAGGUUCCCAGACUAGGGGUCGAAUCGGAGCCACAGCCGCUGGCCUACAUCAGAGCCACAGCAACGCGGGAUCCCAGCCACAUCUGCCAUCCACACCACAGCUCACGGCAACGCUGGAUCCCCAACCCACUGAGCAACACCAGGAUCCAACCCGCAACCUCAUGGUUCCUAGUUGGAUUCAUUAACCACUAUGCCACGACGGGAACUCCCUAGAACAGAAAUUUUUAACUUAAACCAUGAUUUUCAUGGGAGUUCCUGUUGUGAUACAGCAGAAAAUGAGUCUGACUAGUGUCCAUGGGAAUGCGGGUUCAAUCCCUGGCCUUGCUGUGGCUGUGGUGUAGUCUGGCAGCUGCAGCUCUGAUUUAACCCCUUGCCUGGGAACUUCCAUAUGCUAUGGGUGCAGCCCUAAAAAAAUUUUUUUUUAAAUGUAACUUUCAGAAAUGGAAAAUUAAGGUACAGUCUUGGUCUGUUACCCAAAUAUUUACAUUCUAAAGAAUUCUUCAGGUAACAAGUAUGGCUCUUCAAUUAUUAAUUUCCUGCUAUAGCAGCAGGAGCCUUACACCCUUCCGAUGGAAUGCAAGUCCUCCAGAGCCUGGUCUUAAGAAAGAUCAUUGAUGAUAGAGCAGCCUGGGAGAACUGAAGCCCUUGUGCUCUUAUCAAACGCAGUCUGAAAAAAAAGGAAUUUGAGAAGUCCUACAACCAGGAUUUUGCUUUUCUUCCAAAUUGUUAAGACAUAUUUUCUAUAUGUACAUUAGAAGAGGUUGUAUUUAGAUUGCCCUGUGGAAAAGGGCCAUCCUAUAUUCCAGUUGGUUUUUUAAGAUGAAAUACUUAUAUUUGAACAAUUGGAAGGCUUCUCUAGAAGGAACCCUGAUUUGUUUUCUCUCACUUUUUUUUUUUUUUUUUGUCUUUUUAGGGCCACAUGUGCAGCAUAUGCAGGUUCCUAGGCUAGGGGUUGAGUCAGAGCUGAAGCUGCUGGCCCACACCACAGCCACGGCAAUGAAGGAUCUGAGCCACACCACAGCUCACGGCAGCACCAGAUCCUUAACCCACUAAGCAGUGCCAGGGAUCGAACCUGAGUCCUCAUGGAUAAUAGGUUUGUUUUCACUGAGUCGUGACGGGAACUCCCUCUCAUGUUUUUUUAAGCACUGAUGUAUUGAUACUUUCCAAUUUUCCCAUAAGAGAAAAUUGAUGCAUAUGCAAAUGGGCCCUUCUUUCAAACAUGUAUAUUUACCUACGUUAUAUGUACAAAUAUAUUAGGUAUGUACAUGUAUAUAAUACAAAUGUUAUCUAUAUAUAUAA